UCCCGCCCAUCAGGUUGAUGAUGUAGGGUGUAGGGCGGCUCUGGGGAGCCCCGCAGAAAUUGGGGCAGGGAGCUGCGGGAGGGCAGCGCGCUCCGGUUCCGAGGGUUUGGGUCUGGAGGGGAGCGUUUCGAGAAGGGUCCUUGAAGGUUUUGGGUUUGGGGAGGGAUCUGGGCAUCCCCCAGAAACCUGUGUGGGUGUAAGGGGGGUGGUUGGGGUCAGCAGAGAUCCCUGUGGAUGAGGGGUGUCGGGCAGGAGACCCCCGGACCCGGUGCUGUCAGGAGACACCCCGAAAGGUUCGGGUUGAGACCUCGGGGGUCCCACCCCGGAAAGGGCCGGACCUGGGCUUUAUUUUGAGCCUCCCGGAUUCUCCGGCCGUGGGAUGGACUCCUGGAUAUUUUGGUGGAAGGACCAGAGGAUUUCGCUCAUCUCGGGACCCCCAGGUCUGAUCCAAACCCCUCACCCAUGCCAGAAGGAACCUGUGAAGUUGUGACUCUCCUGUGCCUGUAGCUGCCAGCUGCCAUGCCAGCCCAAAAGGUCCAAUGGAUUUCUUCUUGCUUUUUCCUGCUCUUCUGGGCUUCCUGCAUCCCAAGGUUGGGCAGCACGAGGCUGCUACAGGAGCUGAGCCCCCAGGAGUAUUUCAGCAGCUUGGAAGCUGGCAGAGCAUCCCUGGCUUACUUCAGCCAUCAUGUUUCUUCUGUUGCCCAGCCCUUCUUGGAGGAGAUUGAGAACUCUGCUGAGGUCCUGCAGGACUAUGGCAUCUCAGUGGUGAAGGUUAAUUGUCCCAAAGAGGAUGCUUCAAGAUACUGCAGAAAGGAAAAUGCAUUGAGGAAAGCCUACCUGUUCAGAGGUAAUGUGCUGCUCAGAGAGUUCCCCACUGAUGCUUUGUUCGACGUGAACUCCAUCAUUGGGAAUGUGUUGUUUGCCCUGCUCUUUAAUGAAGUUAAAUAUGUUGAAACACUGGCAGAGCUUCAGAACAUUGAAGAUUCACUGAAAGGGAAGUCAAAUGUGGUCUUUGCCUAUGUACCAGCUACUGGGACAGCAGAGCACAGAGCUGUGAUGGAGGCAGCCUUUGUCUAUGGGACUGUCCACCAGUUUGUUCUGACUACUGAGCCAAUGCUGCUGAAAGCCACCAGCAGUGAUGGCCCUGAUGUGUCCUCUGCCCAGCUGAUGUUCUGCCACUGCCAGCAGAGCCCUGAGCUGUCCCAGCCCUGCAGGAGGACACCCAUGGGGCAGCCCCUGACAUUGCUCAACAUCCACAGGCACCUCAAGCUCAUGGGAGCUCCUCUGGUGACAGAGGUUGCUGAGGACCCAGAGAAGGUUUCCACUGUUCACUUACAGCUUGGGUUACCCCUUGUCUUCAUCCUCAGCCAGAAAGAGACCUAUGAGGCUGACAGGAGGACAGCAGAGUUUGUGGCCUGGCAGCUCUUGGGGAAAGCAGGAGUUGCCCUUUUGUCCAGGGACCUCCUGGAUCUGAAGGUUCUGCUCCGGUCAAACGUUGCUCUCAAGACCCCAGAUGAGGGAGUGCCAAUCAAAUACCUGAUCUUAGAAGACACUGAUGAAAUUAUAAACCUGGUGGAAGAGAAGAGCAAGGUUGAGCAAAUCCAGGAGGAGGAGGAGGAAGAGGAGGAAGAGGAAGAUGAAAAAGAGAAUAACAGUCAAGACAUUCAGGAUGAUCAAGUGGUGGAAGCAGUUGCCAGGGACAAGAAGAGAGAGCUGCCCCUGGAGCAGAUCCGUGCCCUGGAAGAGGAGACCUUCCACCCAACCCUCUUGGAGACUGCCAGGACAGUGGUGCUGUUUUAUGCCAGCUGGGAAGCAGUGUCCCUGGCAGUGCUGAGGACUUACACUGAGGUGGCUGAGCACCUGAAAGGAACUCAGGGAGUUUUGCUCUCUCGGGUGAACUGCUGGGACUGGCCUGGUGUUUGCACCAAGGAGAACAUCACCCAGGUCCCUGCCCUGAGGAUUUAUGAGAAGGGAGAGAGAUCAGUGAUGUACCAUGGCAUGUGGGGAGCUGCAGAGCUGACCAGCUUCAUCAUGCUGAGCCAAGUUUCCUGCCCUCUGAAGCUGGCCACAAUUGAUGAAGCAGAAGGAUAUUUAAGAGGAGAGUUUCCAUCUCAGCUCUCCUCCUUUCACCACCCUUCACUUCUAGGAGUAUUUAGCAGAGCCACAAGUGAAGCCAGGGAAGCUUUCGAAGAGGCAGGAAACAUCUUAAGUGGCCACGUGAGGAUGGGGAUGUAUUUUGAAGAUGAUGCCUUGGCUUUAUCCCAUAAAUACUCCGUGUCUCCCCCAGCCCUCCUCCUUGCCAGGAGCAGAGGUGGGAGUGUGGAAGGCAUCACUUUAUCCAAACAGAGCACAAGGGACAUGGUGCAGAUGAUCAGAUAUGAACUGCUGGAUCUUUUUCCAGAAAUCAUCGUGCAGAAUCUGCCCAGCUACUUGCAGCUCAGAAAACCUUUCCUCAUCUUCUUCAGUGAUGGUGACAUUGGGCAAGUGGAAAGCAAAGAAAUGCUGAACCUGGCAAAAAAAAAAACCCAGCAAGCAUUUGUGGCUUGCUGGUUGAACUUGAAGAAGACUCCAGUGGGACGCGGGGUCCUGAAGGUCUACUUUGGCACCGUGCCUUCUCUGCCCCUUCUUGUCUGGGUCAACCUUCAUGCUGGGGGUCAGGUAUUCAGGUUCCCAUCAGAGCAGUCCCUGACUGAAAUGAACAUCUUGUCUUGGGUGGAGAAGGUAAAAGCAGGACUGGAGAUUCCCAGCAGGACCUUGUCAGAGGAAGACUGGAAACCACCUCUCCCUGCUUACGACUUCCUCCAGAUGAUGGAGAUGACCAUGCCUGAACUCUCCCUCCGUGUGUCCCAGCACCCCAAGGAGAUGCCAGCUCAGCACCCACCCCAAAGCCCAGGAGGGGACACUGCCAUCCAGGAGAAACCAUUCCAGGACAUCAAGGCAGAGAAAGUGGGAUCUCCUGGGAGGGACCUGCGGGGCACAGCCCCGAGGCUGGCAGCAAGGGAGAAGCAGGGGAAGAGACACAGUGAGCUGUGAGAGCUGGGGGCUGAAAGAUGCAGGACAGUGCCCCAAAAAAACCCUCUUCCCCAGCCCUCAGUGAAGCCUUUGCACCAAAAAGAGGAGUGCUUUCAGCUCAGAAUUACUGAGGAAAGGAUUCAAAGAGGCCCAAAGGCUCAGCCUGAGCUCCCUGCUGCCAUGUGUGGGGUGUUCUGCAGUGGUUGUUGUUUCUGGUGUCAGAAAUGUGUCCCUACACCCCACAACUUGUCCUUCCUGGCUGCUCUUGGGGUUGCAUUUCACAGCAAGAUCUGCAAGGAGGAUGCUGCAAGGGAGCUCAGCUCCCCCUGAACUGAGCUGGGGGAGAGACAGUGACCUCAAACAGUCUCUGGAAACAGUGGAGUCAGCACAGCCCUGCUCUGUAGUUUCUGUGUGUCUCAUCCAGAUACUUUGGUUGCCCCUGAGCAGGAAGGGGUGAGUGAUUUCAGGAUAAAAAGCACAUUUCUUGCUGCAGGUGCUUGCAUCACUGCUCUCACACUGUGCAUGCCCCCCAGCUCCAGGGCUGCUUGGACUGACACCCACCUCUGUUUACACCUGACUUGUGAAUUGAAUUUGUGAGCAUCUGCAUUUUUUUUUGGGAGGGUGGGGGGGUUUAUUCCAAAAGCUCAGCUCAUCACAACAGCCCCUGAAGAGCUGGGCUAAAAAUCUGCCAGCAAAUCCCCAGGGCAGGCAGGUUGGGAGAUGGCUUUGCUCAGUGUUGACAUUUUCUUGGUCCCAAGCCCAGGGGUUUAUUUGUAGCCUCAAUUUUUCUUGCCUCUUGGUGACAGCAGUGAGGUUGGUGCCUUCUGAGCUGGGAGAGAGGGCUGCAAAGAGAUGAGGAAAUGAGGGGAGGGAGAUGAAGGGCAGGGCAAGGAUGGGGAUGGAGCCUUUUGGGGUAGGGUGGAGUUGCUUCACCUAUCUCUAGGUAGGGAGAUGCAGGACCUGGAGAAGUGGCUGUCCAGCUUCUGCCCAUCUCCUGGGGACAACAAAAGUCUGACAUUCCUUGCUGGAGGACCUCAGCCUGCCAGCCAGCAUGGGAUGUGGGUUCUGUGUGUAUAGGGGGAGCUUGGGAAUCUCAACCAUUCCAGGAUGAUCUUCCCACCAUCUUCAUUAA
Calypte anna (Anna's hummingbird) is the source of this 4144-nucleotide messenger RNA. It is a transcript of the gene TXNDC16, whose product is annotated as thioredoxin domain containing 16. The coding region runs from base 520 to 3033 and encodes 837 amino acids. The transcript has 21 exons. The record is from RefSeq and is a predicted model, not a curated record. NCBI's taxonomy places the organism in Eukaryota, Metazoa, Chordata, Aves, Apodiformes, Trochilidae.